UACACACCUCAACUUCAUUAUGCUCUAAACCUCAUAAACAUAGUAGCAAUACAAAACAUAAGUUAGCUCUACUUUGUCAUGGAUUCAAAGAGAUACUUAGUUACUCUCUUUUUGUUCUUCAACAUUCUUUUCUUUAACCUUGUAAGUGGUUGCUGGACUGGUUGUCCCAAUCCACCAAUUCCUAAACCAAACCCUAACCCUAACCCUUACCCGAACCCAAACCCGAACCCGAGCCCAUCCAAGGGACAUUGCCCUAGAGAUGCCCUAAAACUAGGUGUAUGUGCCAAUGUACUUAACGGUCCGAUCGGAGCGGUCAUCGGGACCCCACCCCACCCGCAUUGUUGUAUGGUAUUAGGUGGACUUUUGGAUCUUGAAGCUGCUAUUUGUCUUUGCACUGCAUUGAAAGCUAAUAUUCUUGGAAUUAACAUUAAUAUUCCAAUUGCAUUAAGCUUGCUUAUUAAUACUUGUGGCAAAACACUCCCAUCUGAUUUCAUUUGUGCCUAAUAAGGUACAAAUGUUUCUCUUUUGGGUCGUGACCAAAAAAAAAAUUAAGUUUUAGCGACUAGAUUAUUCUUAACGACCCUCAAGUUGGCGCGAAAAAUCAUUUGUGACGAAUUUUAAUCAUUUUCUGUGGCGACUAAUUAAAGUUGCAUUUGUUGUAGUCAUGUAUGUGAAGUAUUUGGAAUUUGUUGUUUGUAUGAUUCUACGAAUUUCAAUUUUUGUUUGUUGAAGUUAUAUUUAAUUAGGAUUAAGCACUUGAUGAUUUAAUUUGUACCAAGGGAUUGUUAUUACAUCUCUUUUCUUUGUUGACUUGAAUUUCUAGUUCAAUAAUAUUUGCUUUUAAUUUCUCCUUAA
Molecule: messenger RNA, 855 nt
Organism: Solanum tuberosum (potato)
Lineage: Eukaryota; Viridiplantae; Streptophyta; Magnoliopsida; Solanales; Solanaceae
Product: 14 kDa proline-rich protein DC2.15-like
Exons: 1
Coding region: 79-504 (141 amino acids)
Source: RefSeq, a predicted model, not a curated record